AUGUUGAAGCGCUUCGAGCUAACGAACCUGGACAGCGCAGUACCAUACUGCAUUUCAGAUGACCAUUUUAUUGGUUUUCGCUUCGACAGUGAGCCCAAAAGUGCCAUUGUCACCGAUGGGCGCAUACUACUGAACUGCCAGUAUACAGUAGAGAAGGCUAAUGUUAAAGAUGUUCGGUUAGAAUGGAAAAAGGAUGGAUCUUUAAUAAAUAUAAAGUCUAGCAGUAGAAUGCAACUUUUCUCGAACGGAUCGUUAUCUAUUCAUGAUGUUAUUUUGAGCGAUACGGGCUCUUAUCGCUGUGUGGUUCAUGUGACAUCAAGUGAUGGGUUUACUUGGACGUAUAUGAGUAGAAAAUCCAUCAUCAGUCUACCAGAUCUUCCAAAGUAA
Cooperia oncophora is the source of this 387-nucleotide messenger RNA. The record is from the annotation of a GenBank genome assembly. NCBI's taxonomy places the organism in Eukaryota, Metazoa, Nematoda, Chromadorea, Rhabditida, Trichostrongylidae.